This is a messenger RNA of Magnolia sinica, 2480 nucleotides long. Its product is annotated as MICOS complex subunit MIC60, mitochondrial. Gene Ontology annotation, biological process: cristae formation. Lineage: Eukaryota; Viridiplantae; Streptophyta; Magnoliopsida; Magnoliales; Magnoliaceae. The coding region runs from base 266 to 2212 and encodes 648 amino acids. The record is from RefSeq and is a predicted model, not a curated record. Gene Ontology annotation, cellular component: MICOS complex. The transcript has 12 exons.
CGAACGCGCGUGUAUAAAAGGCAAAAAUGCGGGACGGUAUCGAUGCUCGACAGCCCCCACACGCAGCAACCUGAAAUCCCUUUACCUUAGAUGGCGGGAGAAUAAGAUGCUAGUAGCGAACAGCAGCUCUCAAAAUCCGUCCUCACGAUCUUAAAUAUAAAAGAAAAGAAAGAGAGAAAAAUUGUCUGCUUCUGCGAAUUCUCCUAGCUUCCCAAUCUCAGACACGCAAGCAGCUUCCAGUCAGAUUUCCCAUACGCCGAAGAAGAUGAUACGCAGGUGCAUUUUGGAGGUUUCUUCAAAUCAAUCAUUCGGACGGCUCCCCAGGCAUAUUACAGCUCAGUUGUCUCAUGGAAAGCAGAUGCCUGCAUUUCUUUCUUCAAGAAAGGAGUUCUCUGUUGCACCAAAGAACAACACAACACAGAAAACUGCUCCCCCAGAAAAGCCUUCUGGUACAGGGAGUCAAAUCUCGAAGUAUGCCCUUGGCGGUGUUGCCGUAGGUGCUGCAGUUAUUGCAGCUUACCAGACAGGUUAUAUAGGUCAACACUAUGUUAAAGAAGAGCAGUCUCCUCUUGAAUCCAGCGAGUUUGGUACCGGUAAUAAAAACCUGGAGGAAGUGGAACUUAUGAAAGAUUAUGCAGUUAGUCCGAGCAAUGAAGAACCAAGCAGAUCGAGCCCCAAUGCGGGGGAUGCUACAGACAGGAGCAAGGCUCUUUAUGAUUUCCCCCUUAUCAAGGAAGGUGAAAUUAAGCCACAAGGUGUGUCAGAGAUGUCCCCUGCGGAGGAUGCAGUUCCUGUCAAAGAGGAAGAGUUGUCGACUGCUCCUCAAGGCAGUACGACAAUAAACAAUCAUAGUAGUCACCCUGAAGCAUCAUUGAAAGACGGCCUUGACAUGGGAAAAUCAGAAGAUGGUACUGUGCACCUGAAACCAAGCAUGGAACCGAAUGAGGGAGUUGACAGCAGACCAACUUCUGAAGAAACUGUAGCAAAAGUGGAUUCAUUUGAUCAUGUUAUAUCCAACAACAUGCCAGAUGAUACUCCAGGUAAUGAAACAGAAGGACAGCGCUCCCUUUUGGAAGAAUACCUUCUAACAGAGAGAGAUGAAGAAAGCUCCGAGAUUUCCAAAAGUGGAGAGGUUUCUCCUUUUUCUGCACCUUUUUCAAAUGAAAAAGAGGCUUUGGGAGUCAUGGGAGAGGAUCUGAAGGAUGCAAAGGUGUCCACGGAUGGAAAAUUAGUCCUCGAUUUCAUAGAAGCGAUUCAUGCUGCUGAAAGAAAGCAGGCUGAAUUAGAUAAUCGCAUAUAUAGUGAAGAAAAGAGACUGUUGAAGGAAAGGUAUGAGAAGGAACUGAAAGAUGCAAGGGCUAGGCAACUUAUGUAUGCUGAAGAAACAGCACUCCUGGAGAAGGAGUUAAACAAGGAAAGAGCAAAGGCAGAAUCCACUAUCAAGUCUCUUCAAGAAAAAGCGGAAGGGAAUCUUAAAAUGGAACUGCAACACAAGGAAGAAGAAGCAAAAAUGCAGCUGAAGAAAGCUCAAGAGUUAGCAAAAGCGGAAUUAGCUGCGGCUAUUGCAAAUGAGAAGUCAUCCCAAAUAGAAAAAAUGGCUGAGGCAAAUCUUCAUAUAAAUGCCUUAUGCAUGGCAUUCUAUGCAAGAUCCGAAGAGGCUCGCCAAAGUCACUCUGUUCACAAGCUUGCAUUGGGAGCUCUUGCUUUAGAAGAUGCCUUAUCUAAAGGGUUACCGAUCCAACAAGAAAUAGAUGCUCUGUAUACUUCUCUUGAGGGCAUUGACAGGGACUCACUUCUGGAUUUGGCAUUUUCAUCGCUUCCUAGAGAAACAUUGAACAACGGCACAGAUACUCAAUUACAGUUGAAUCAGAAGUUUAAUGCUUUGAAAGGAAUGUUGCGGCAUUUUAGCCUUAUUCCCGCUGGUGGUGGUGGCCUCCUGACUCAUGCAGUUGCUCAUAUUGCAUCUUCUUUAAAGAUGAGUGAAGAUGAUCAAUCCGGAGAUGGUAUCGAGUCUGUCAUCAGUCGAGUUGAAAGCUUUUUAGCUGAAGGGAAACUCGCUGAAGCAGCUGAUUCCUUGGAGGGAGGUGUCUGUGGCACCCGAGCAGAGGGAAUUAUAAGUGACUGGGUGAGGCAGGCACGGAACAGGGCCAUCACUGAGCAAGCGCUCUCCCUGCUUCAAUCGUAUGCCACUUCUAUUAGCCUUACUACUUGAUUUUGAUUAUCUUUUCUUUUUCAUCUUCUUUUUUUCCCCAGUUACUCUGGAGGCCCUACAGAUCCUUUACUUUUCAUCAUGCUUCUGCUCACAUUGUUGGUUUUUCCAUAUUCCUUUUUUUAAUGAGUGGGAAUGAUUACAGAACUUUUUGCGACUUCCCAGUUGAGUGACUCAAAAGGCAAACUGUUGUAUACAACUGCAAUGGUGGUCCUGUCCAAACAUUGCGGAUAAUCCAAAUCCUUUGAAUAAAAGGUCAUUUUCUUUCUUC